AUGAGGCCAGACUAUCACACGUUAACGUCCCGAGCCUGUGAACUGUUGGCCGGUGACAAUCUGCUUCCACGAUCGCCACUGCGACCUCCUAACGCCUUUCUCAAUCGAUUGGCUGAGCCGCGUGAGGUUUGCACUAGCAUGGCGAGAGCUCGAGGCCAAUCUACGCUGUGCUCUUCGCUGCUUGGCUGCAAGGCGCACCCAAUCUCUAUGAGCCGAUGGGUAACAGGCUCAACGACCGCCACUCGACUGGUGAGAACGCUUGUCACAAUUGCCUGCUGAGUCGUGUGUAUGCUCUCUUGCUGCAGUAGAGUUUGUCCAAACUCUGUCCUCCUUGACUUACGAUUUGGGAAUCUUCGCGUUGUGCACCACUGCAUCUCGACAGGCUCCCAGCCGAUGGGUAUUGAGAGACUUUUCCUAGUUCCUCAAAUGGAAAAAGUCCGAAGCUGAGCAUAUCGAGGGGAAACCUCAUCGAAGAUCAAGGGUCUAACUUGAGGCACUAUUUUUUGUAAAUGUUUGUGCUACUGUUAGUGAUGUGCAGGUGCGGGCAGUAGUAUGUAAUAAACACUCUGUCGUCAGUGGGCUUGAAGUUCCUGGAAGUAAAGUCUGCACUGGCUUAUUGCAGGCCUUUAACGGGCUGCGCUAAGUCCGUACGAGUAAUACCGUUUAGACUGAUGCUUUCGACUUACUCUAGCCCCUGCACCCAAUCUUGUCAUCAAUUGGCGGACGGGCUCGAAAAGUCAACCAGUGCAUGGGAGAGGGAACAUUGAGAUCGAUCCCGAGGAGGAUUCCCCCUCAUAGCAUAUCAGCGUAUUUCUCUAUGAUAAUUCGGACGUGCUCGUCUCUCACGACAUGCUAACAGUCGUGACUAAGAAAGUGGUCACAACUGAGGGGUUAACUCGAUUCUCAUCAGGAUUGAGCGUCAGGCCGCGGCGACUUAUUAAUAUGGACCUUAUAGCACUCGCAUACGCACCAGAUACGAGGCCGUCUAUGUGGUGCCCGUUACGUGUUGGAAUUAAGACUUAGUCGCCUGUGGCGCACGCUCAGACGAGUUACUGCACCCGCUCCCACUCCCUGUUGUCUUGGCUUUGCGAUGAGCGGUAGGUCGUGCGGAAAAGGAGGUUGAGUCGGAUAAACGCACAUUGAGGUGGUCUGAAGUGGAAAAUUUUUCCUACCUUUUCCACGUUAAAUAGGGUCAGUAGAAAAUGAUAUUCGAACUCUUGCUGUUGGGAAGAUUUGCGAGGCAGCUUAAUCAAGGCGUCUCCUCAGGAGUUCACUCUCAGCGUCCCCUUGAAAACGGAGUUUGAGGAACAAAGUUUUCUUUACGGUAGUCAGCAUGGUAGGUUUUAAUGAUCGUUCGCCAAUGUUCUUUGCAACAAACCUGUCAGGCUACCCGUCUUCGUGAAGCUUGUUUUGGAUUUUUCUAAGUUCCCCCUCGAUGCCAUUUGUUGAACAGCUUUUUCUUGCUCUUUGUGCCAAACACUGGACUAGAUUUCGUUUUUCUUGAAGGGGUACGAAACUGGCGAAGUUCGUGUAUUGUCCAGACCAAGUUUUUUUCCGAUAGAUGCUCUUUCGGACGCUACCGCCGGGUCUCCUGCUUAG
Messenger RNA from Spirometra erinaceieuropaei, 1599 nucleotides. NCBI's taxonomy places the organism in Eukaryota, Metazoa, Platyhelminthes, Cestoda, Diphyllobothriidea, Diphyllobothriidae. The record is from the annotation of a GenBank genome assembly.